AUGUAUGAUGAUGAAGAGGAGGAGGAAGAGGAGGAGAAGGAGAAGCAGGAGAGCAAUCAGCCGGUGUGCUGCGACGAGGUAAAGGCGGGCAGCGAACGAGGGAGCAAGCUGCAACAGCGAUCCGAUGCACAUCACGGCUACUGGCGCUCACUCAGUGAACGUGCGUACGUGACUGAAGAGGCAGCAAAGGAGGCAGAGGAGGCUGAAGAAGAGAAGGAGGCACGGAAACAGAAGCAGGCAGCGCAGCACUUGACGGCGAGUGAUCACCGCCGCCUUUCUGUUGUGGCAUGUGAGUGCAGCGGCUGA
Molecule: messenger RNA, 306 nt
Organism: Soboliphyme baturini
Lineage: Eukaryota; Metazoa; Nematoda; Enoplea; Dioctophymatida; Soboliphymatidae
Source: the annotation of a GenBank genome assembly